Messenger RNA from Cyphomyrmex costatus, 2196 nucleotides. RefSeq names its product differentially expressed in FDCP 6 homolog. NCBI's taxonomy places the organism in Eukaryota, Metazoa, Arthropoda, Insecta, Hymenoptera, Formicidae. Gene Ontology annotation, cellular component: cytoplasm; nucleus. The record is from RefSeq and is a predicted model, not a curated record. Bases 377 to 1990 code for a protein of 537 amino acids. The transcript has 9 exons.
AUGAACUGGUGCAAAAGUUCAGCCAAAAAGAACAGGCCUAUUGAGACUGUUGAGACUCAAGAGUGGCAGGCUGGCAGAGCUGAUGAUAUGACAGGACUUGAUGAGGUUUGAUAUGGAUUGAUAUCUUAGGAAGCGCAAAGAGCGUGACGGGGAAGAGAGAGCGAAAAAGAUACGCGCCAUUCGUGGCUACUCAGACGAGAGAUAAAUAUGUGCUUUCAAAUAUCGGGCAGGAGUAAUAAACAGACGCGAUAGAUCACGAAAAACGAACACAAGAAUACAGAGGAAUACUCAAGUAGAAAAACGGAAGUGGACACCUGUUGCUGCCGGCUUUGUUAAUCAUUAGUCGUCGUUAAUCGUUACUCGUUAGACGAUUGCCAUGGCAUAUUUACUCAAAAACCUUACCAAUAGUAUUUGGCAUGCAUUUCACGCUCUUCAGGUCGAUGCUACCAACACGGUCGCUAAAUCCAAAUUAAAGGUGUUGACAGCUAACAUUGGUACCUUGAUGGAUUUGUAUGGUGUAGAAAAAGGCCUAGAGCAUUACCGAAGUACGCAAAGUUUAACGUUUGAUCAAUACAUCUAUUAUUUACAGAAGGAAGUAUUCUCUUCUGUAACUGAUGCAACCUCUGUACAAAUACUGAAGACGUUGGAAGAAGGAGUAGAUGAGAUUUGCUGGUUGGUUUGUAAAAAGAUCUAUCUAGAGAGAUCUCAUUCAGUUUUUGACGAUCACAGUGUUUACCAAUUGUUCAGAAUUUACUGUCUGCUGGCCGAGACAGAUUCAGAUGCAACAGAUUCUUAUCUGGUGAUAAUGCAUGGCGACGAGGUAGCGCGAAUCGCUUCCCAUCUAGUAAUGUCCUUGGGUCUACAAUGGGACGCGGCAGAUUUCUCGGCUCUAUCAGCAGCUAUUGGGACAUUUAGGUUUUCCACAUUUCUGGCAGUUUUGGAAUCCAAAUAUAGUGGUGGUAAUACUUUGGACAUUAUGGCGUUAUCAGAGGCGAUUGAUGAUCUCUACCAGAUUUACAUAGAUAAUGUGGUGAAAAAGGGCUAUUUGAUGAAGAAAGGUUUCCUGCUGCCAACAUUGCGAUAUUUUUGGUUUGUAUUACGUCCCGGUGAAUUGACAUAUUACAAAGAUCCCCAACAAAAAGAGCCAUCCGGAUUAAUACUACUGAACGUUAAUUGUUGGGCCGAUACUGUGACAAACAGUGGAAAGCCCGAUAGAAGAUUCGUGCUUAGCACCCCUGAACAUAGAUGCAUAGAGCUAAUGGCAGAGGAUCACAAAGGUAGACUCCAAUGGCUCGCGGCAUUACAAACAGCCAUUCAGCAUUCGAGCGAGAAGAUCGGCUAUCAGAGAAGUUUGGCCAAUCAACGAAGAUCCUUGCGACAAGCUGUUAAACAGGAAAAAGAAGAGACCAAGUUGGAACUUCAACACGAGAGGCAAGCUAGAAUCGCCGCUGAAAUACAAGCUAGGAAAUUAGAAACUCUGUCGAAGGAAGAAGGUGCUAAAGUUCAACAACUUGAAGAUGUUAAACAAAAAUUAGAGUUGCUGCUACAAGAAGAAAAACAGGCUCUACGUGAUGAGGAAAUAGUACGAAGUUUACAAGCGAGAGUACUACGCGAAGAAUGGGAAAAGAGAGAGCAAUUAGAAAGACUGCAGCUGGAGCAGCAGGAAUUGCUAGAGAUGGAGAAGAUGAAAAGAGUGGAAUUUGAACAGAUGCAGAAAAAAAACGAGCAGCAGUUGCAAGAUGCUGAAUUACGACUUCAGCAUCUAGAAGCGGAAAGAGAACAUUUGGAUACCGAGUUGCGAGCGGCACACGAAAAGAUGAAACGUGCCGAAGAGGCUCAAUUUUUAUUGGAAGCACAAAUCGUGACACGUCCCUUGAGAGGAAAUGAGAGAAUUCGACGUACUCAAAGCUUUAUACCGACAACAAAAGAACGACCGUUGUCCAUAGAGAAAAUCGAUAGCAGAUCUAUGACAAUGCAGAAGAAUAUAUGACAUCAAUAACUAAAAGAUCAAUAUCUUUAUCGUCUGAAUUGCAUUUAAGUCUUCCACCAAAUAGAGUGACACCAAGAAUCUAUAGAAUCUAUUAUACUGUUGCAGAGCAACUACUAUAUCAUAUUUUCAUAAAUAUGAGAAAAUUCCAUGCGAGCUCCGAAUUCAAUAGUUCCUUAUUCUUGAUGCCUUGCUUAUUCGUAAUCUUA